This is a messenger RNA of Hyaloscypha bicolor E, 1806 nucleotides long. RefSeq names its product calcineurin-like phosphoesterase. Gene Ontology annotation, cellular component: cytoplasm. Gene Ontology annotation, molecular function: protein serine/threonine phosphatase activity. NCBI's taxonomy places the organism in Eukaryota, Fungi, Ascomycota, Leotiomycetes, Helotiales, Hyaloscyphaceae. The record is from RefSeq and is a predicted model, not a curated record. The coding region runs from base 422 to 1651 and encodes 409 amino acids. Gene Ontology annotation, biological process: peptidyl-serine dephosphorylation; G1/S transition of mitotic cell cycle. The transcript is spliced from 4 exons.
CCAAAUCCAAGUCGAAGGUAUUCAAACUUCUGCGCGCGACGACGAGCCUCAACAGCUUGGCCACGACAGCAGCACUGCUGCAGAAGACACACCCACACCCCCUGCCUCUCUGACUCGCAAUCACGAAGACGCGUCGCCUACGUUCAUCGACCGCAUUUUCGAGGAUCUCCACGACUACGAAGUUGAGGACGAAAGCCUCAGCUACGAGCGCAUCUCCCCUGCUUCGUCUUCCGGCUCAGACUCUCCCACACCAACCGCCGAGCAUAUUGAGGACCUUGACGAAGAACCUGAAGAGUUCCCGUUCCUCUUUGGACGACCUCUGCCUCCAAUCCCGGUCACAGGCACUGUCGAGACUCCAGGCCGUCGACCCUGCCCUCUACCCCCUUUUCAUUUCCCUGCCCGUACCCCUCCUCCUCCCAAGAUGCCCAACUCAAGCGUCCCAAAGCCAGGCCCCGCCAAGCUCUCGCCCAAGGCUGGCCUCGAGGAAUGGCUCGCCGAAGCAAAGCAAUGUCAUUACCUCCCGGAGGCUGUCAUGAAGCAACUGUGUGAGAUGGUUAAGGAGUGUUUGAUGGAAGAGUCCAACAUCCAACCCGUUUGCACCCCAGUCACGAUCUGCGGUGACAUUCAUGGUCAAUUCUACGACUUGCUUGAGCUCUUCCGCAUUGCUGGUGGCAUGCCUGGUGAGACCAAUGUCGAGAAGCCUAAGACACAAGCUACUGUCAUCAGCUCAGAUGCUAUUGAGCCUCCCAGCUCGAUCACCAACCCAAAGCUGAAGAAGAAGAUCCGAAGCUCCGACAGCGGUAUUGAGAGUGCUAGUGGUGAGGACGAGGAUGACGAAGAAGAGACGCGAGGCCGCCCACGUACUGCUGGUCAAUCUAGCCGCGGUGGUAGCUCAGGUGGUGAUUCUGCAAUCGGUGUCAAUGAGGUCUCUGGAAGUGGUAACCAAAACUUCAUCUUCCUUGGUGAUUUCGUCGAUCGUGGCUAUUUCAGCUUGGAGACGUUCACCUUGUUGAUGUGCCUCAAGGCAAUGUAUCCUGACAAGAUCACCCUCGUUCGAGGUAAUCACGAGUCCCGCCAAAUUACUCAAGUCUACGGUUUCUACGAGGAGUGUCAACAAAAGUACGGCAAUGCUUCGGUCUGGAAGUCUUGCUGCCAAGUCUUCGACUUUCUUGUCCUUGCUGCGAUCGUCGAUGGCGAAGUUCUCUGCGUACACGGUGGCCUCAGUCCUGAGAUUCGCACCGUCGACCAAAUCCGUGUUGUUGCUCGUGCUCAGGAGAUUCCUCAUGAGGGCGCUUUCUGUGACCUUGUUUGGAGUGAUCCCGAGGACGUUGAGACCUGGGCUGUUUCUCCUCGCGGUGCUGGCUGGCUCUUUGGUGAUAAAGUCGCAACCGAGUUCAACCACGUCAAUGGCUUGAAGCUGAUUGCCCGUGCGCACCAGCUUGUCAAUGAGGGUUACAAGUAUCACUUCUCCCAGAAGUCCGUUGUUACCGUCUGGUCCGCACCCAAUUACUGCUACCGCUGCGGUAAUGUUGCUUCUAUCAUGAACGUCGGUGAGGAUUUAAACCCAAAGUUCAGCAUCUUCAGCGCCGUUCCAGAAGACCAACGCGCUGUCCCAGCCGGACGCCGUGGUGCAGGAGAAUACUUCUUGUAGUUUUCCCAUCACAUCUUUGCUUUCGUCUGUACAUUAGAUGACCUAAUGAUGGUGUUCGGAGGAAACUGCAUUGGGACCUGGCGUUUUCGCUUUGAAUGUAAAAUACUAGAUCAAUGAUGAGACGAACUUUACUUACAUCCUGAUUUCAAAAUUUG